Molecule: messenger RNA, 7440 nt
Organism: Anarrhichthys ocellatus (wolf-eel)
Lineage: Eukaryota; Metazoa; Chordata; Actinopteri; Perciformes; Anarhichadidae
Product: interferon-induced very large GTPase 1-like
Exons: 11
Coding region: 262-6270 (2002 amino acids)
Molecular function (GO): GTP binding
Source: RefSeq, a predicted model, not a curated record
GAGCAAUUUUUGGGUUUAAGUGUCUUGCUCAAGGACACAUCGACAUGCAACUAUAGCGGAGCCAGAGCCGCUCCUCUGCUUGAAGGACGGCUCUGCUCUCCAUUUAGCCGCAGUCUGGGAGGUGGGAGGGGCUUGUGAGAGGCAAACCUAGAAUUCAACAGGCUUCUGAUCUCUUUAUAUACAGUAUGGUGUGGACUGGAAGGUUUACUGACACGGCAUCCACAUUUUCACAGACCUGGCAGAGCAUGACGAACCGAUAAGAUGGAGGUGGAAAACCAUGACAAUACAGCAGCUGGAAGAGAGUCUGAAGUCACAUCUGUACCAUCUGGGACGAAUGAAAAGGUGGAGGAGAUAGAGGAGAGUGCAGCUGAAACCAAAGUAAAAUUUGAUCUGGUGAAUGAACCUGGUGAAGCUCAACACUCCGAGAAUAAUGAUGAAAGCAGAGGAGCAGAGACGAUUGCAUUUGCAAAGCCAUCUUUGUCAAAUAAGAAAGUGAUGCCUGUACUCACACUGGUGUUAAUUGGUGAAACAAAUUCCAUUGAGAUUGGAUCAAAAAACAUCUUAAUUGACCAUGACAAGCAAAGAAAUGUGGAACACUUUUCAACCAAACUGUAUGAUUUGUGUGGUCAGCACAUCUCUGUCGUUAACAUGCUUGGUCUACCAAACAUUGAUGAAUUCCCAUUAAAUGAAGAAAUCCAUGGGUUUCUCAUGCUGUUACCAAAUGGCCUGCAUAACAGCCAUUACAGUUCAGGAGUGCAGUGGUUCGAAACAACUUUUGGGAAAGCAUUAAUGGCUUAUGUAAUGACAGUUGUGACUCAUGAGUCAGAUGUAACAUGUGAAAGUGCACUGACAGACCUGAAAGCCAACAGCAGUUUUGUUGAAAAAAGAUACCACACAUGUAGAAGAAGUAUGAUGGAUGAAGGAGAGAUAAUAUCGCUGCUGGAAAAAAUAGACGCCAUGGUCUCUGAAAAUGCUCCCCACUGCCACAGUGGACUGAUGUGUGAUGGAAAUAAAGGGCAGAAAGAACAGCUGGAGCACAAAGAAGAAAGGCUGGAGUCCUCAUUGUUUCAGCAAAGUCAAACAGAAGGAGAUAUUGAGGAGAAUGCAACUGCAAUCAAGGUAAAGUGUGAUACAGUGACUGGACCCGGUGAUGUUGAAAACUCAAAGAAUGAUGAAAACACAGGAGAGUCUGAAAUCACAUCUGUAUCAUCUGCAAACAAUGACAAAGUAGAUGAGCUGGAGGAAAGUGCAGCUAAAUCAGAGUGUGAUCCAAAGAAAGGACCUGCUGAUGUUGAACACUCAAAGAAUGAUGGCAACACAACUGUGGGAGGAGAAUCUGAAAUCACGCCUGCACAAUCUGCUGCCACUGAGAAAGGUACCUUUAAUAUGGAUAUGAGUGGAGACAUGGAUAAGAAGUCACUGGAGUUUUCUGAAGAGAUCAACAUGAAGAAACAAUAUCAAAGAGAAACUGAAGCACUGCUUGACAGACUUCAGCUUCAAGACAAACAUCAACAGAAGUUGUCUCCAGCAGAUUUUCUCAAAGUGGGUCCACCUGUGAAACAGAACCAUGACACAUCUGAGAAAGAUGUAGCUCAUACUUUUAUUCAGAGGUUGAUGAUGUUAGACUAUAGAGCCAGAUAUAUUCCUGUAAGAAAAAACAUUCCUGAGGUGAGCCACUCAAACCCUGUUGAAGAGUUUGAUACUGAUGACACAGACUAUGAUGACUUUGAUGUUCUUUACAGCACCAAAGUAGAUAUUGAUCAAUCAAAUCUCAAGACUCACCUGCAUCCAAUGGAUGUUCAAAUGGCGGUAUUUCACUGCUCAGACAGCUUUUUUAAGCAGAACAUGAUUACAAAGCUAUCACAAUGUCAGUACGCCUUACCCUUGCUUGUUCCUGACCCAGUAACAAUGGAUAUUGGCUGUCCUCUGUGGACAUUCAAACAAAUAAGAAAAACAUGGAAGAUAACUGAAAUGAAAGAUAAUUCAAACAUUGUCACCAUGAAGAGUAUGCCCAUCUGCAGAGCUGAGACACCCAUGGUGUCAUUUCUCCGCCUGGGUUCACCAUCUCUUUCUAAAUCUGAGCUGAUGAACACUUUGAUCAAUGAUCGUCACAAAACCUUCUUCGACAGAAACUGCCCAGGUAGUACCAAGUCUUGCCAUCUGAUGGAUGGUGUGGCAGAGAUUGCCUGGUACUGCCCUGCUGGAAAACCCAAUGAUGCCUUCACUGACUGCAUUGCCUUCUGUAAUCUUCAUGGUGAUGCUUUGUCAACUGUAAAACAGCGUGACAUACUGACUGACAAAUCUUCAGUCAAUGUUGUACUUGUACCAACUCUGGAACAAGGUGAUAAAAACAGUGCAGUGGUCUCAGCCCUUUACAAGUCUCCAAAGCCUCUCAUUAUUCUCAUUGCUGAUAGCAAUGGUGGUGCUGUUCAGAUGAAAAAGGGAAAAUACAAAAUGGGUUUAAAAAACAAAAACCACUCAGAUGUUUCAAAAGAAUUGAAAAAAAUCAUUGGAAAGAUUUUGUCUGGACCACAUGAAACCUUCCAGCUUGAAUCCAUGGCUGACGUUUCUGGAGUAAAAGUGGAUGAAGACGACAAAGUCUGCCAAAAAGGAAAAUCUGCUGCAAUGAAAAUUGUGGACGUGCUUCAGGGGAUGGAUGUUUCAAAGAUCAAAGAUAAAUAUCUCCCUUGUCAAGGCAAACUGUGGCAUGAAUGGUGCAACAUCAACAAAGGACUGUAUCACCUCAAAGGAAACAUUGAGAAUGAGAAAUGUAAAAAGGAACGGAAACUGAUGCAAAUACGAGAAGAUCAAUUCACUGUUUCCUGCAGUGAACCAAUGAAGUUGUUCAUUGAAAGCCUCUCAUCUUUGUCAGCAACAGAAAAAGAUUAUUUCUUGAAAUGGACUCAGAUCUUAACAGAUGCCCUCUCCACAGACGACCUCGGUUCAAUUCUCCAAAGCUAUGAUGAAAAGUGGGCUGAGGUCUUGGACUUGAAGAACAAGCAUGACAAAUCUGAUCUGCUAAAAGGAAAGCAAACUGAGCUUGAUGAAAUAUCAACACAACUACAGUCAGCAACUUUUGGCUUGGAGCACAUCUUCAGAGAAAUGGGACAGAUCUAUGAAGCUCAUGUAUCUCUGAAGAAACAACCAGAGAGGGGACAGACUGACUGGUCUAAAUACCCCGAGCUGGCUGCAGAGCUGAUGAUAUCAGGACACCCAAUGGAGCUGAUGGAUGGUGAUGCAGGUCAUGUACCUUUAACAUGGAUCUCUGGUCUUUUAGAUGAAGUCAUCAAGAAACUGGGUGACAAGAGAGUCUUUGUUUUGUCAGUGUUGGGCGUACAAAGCAGCGGAAAAUCAACAAUGCUGAAUGCCAUGUUUGGGUUACAGUUUGCAGUGAGUGCUGGCAGGUGCACCAAGGGUGCCUUCAUGCAGCUGGUCGAAGUGUCAGAGGAGAUCAAGAAAGACUUUGAGUUUGACUAUGUACUAGUGGUGGACACUGAAGGACUGCGUGCUCUUGAAUUGGAAGGUAAAGCCACUCUUCACCACGACAAUGAACUGGCAACAUUUGUUGUUGGUCUGGGAAACAUGACGCUGAUCAACAUCUUUGGAGAGAAUCCAGCUGAGAUGCAAGAUGUUCUGCAGAUUGUUGUUCAGGCUUUCAUGAGGAUGAAGAAAAUUAAACUUUCUCCAAGUUGUGUAUUUGUUCACCAGAAUGUUACUGAUAUUGGUGCUGCAGAAAAAAACAUGGAUGGAAAGAGACGGCUGCAAGAAAAACUGGACAAGAUGACCCAACUAGCAGCCAAAGAGGAGGAUUGUGAUGCCGAGUGCUUCAGUGACGUCAUUGCAUUUGAUGUGCAGAAAGAUGUGAAAUACUUUGCCCAGCUUUGGGAGGGAAGUCCACCUAUGGCUCCUCCAAAUCAGGGUUAUAGUGAGAGUGUCCAAGAGCUGAAGACCACCAUCCUCUCUAAAGCUAAACAGUCUGCUGGGAUCACUCUCUCGCAGUUCAAAAGCAAAAUUCAGGACCUGUGGAAUGCCCUGAUGAACGAGCAAUUUGUUUUCAGUUUCAAAAACACACUUGAAAUUGCAGUGUACAGAAAACUUGAGGUCCAGUACGGGAACUGGACCUGGACCCUGAGGAGCAACAUGUUGACCAUUGAGAACGGGCUUUAUACCAAAAUUGAAAAUGGAAAACUUGAAAAGGUUGAGCUCGAUUAUCUUUAUGAGAAAAUGAAUAAAAUCUAUGGAGAAAUCACAAAUGCAAUGAAAACAUACUUUGAUGAUGACAGAGACAAAGACAUGUUGGUUCAGUGGCGAGGCCGAUUUGAAAGCAAAAUCAAGGAGUUUCAUGAUGAACUAUUGAGAGGGGUUCAAAGAAAACUGGAUGACGUCAUCCAGCAGAAAAAUGCUUGUAAAAAGCUUGAUGAUAAGAAGACAGAGUUUGAGAGCCAACUCCUACAAAAGAGCAAAGAACUCGCUCAUCAGUUAAAGGACAAGGCAAACGAUGAAGAAGAACUUGAAAAGCAGUUCAACUCUAUUUGGAGUGGCUUGGUUGGAGAACUAACUGCAGAUACAAAACCUAUUAAGGACAUCAACGUUGACGAAGAUCAGUCAACUGUCCUUCAGGAGCUUGGUUUUGAAUGGGCUCUCAUACAUGAAUCCAAAAUCAGUGGCAGAUACAAAAACAUAGCAGAGUUUGGUAAUUACGCUUAUUAUGGAUCUCUGACGAAGCAUCACGAUCUCUCAGACACAAGCCAACAAUCUCAAGAUGAUAACAGAGAAAACACAAAAGGGCAAGGAAGUAAUUUUGUGUCAUCUAUGUGGGGGUCUUUGAAAAGAAUGUUUGUAUCUGAAUCAACACAACAAAUGAAACAACAUACAUCAAAGAGUGAUUUAUCACAUGAAGAAAAUCAGCUGAUCAGAUCCCUCAUUGACAAUGUUGAAAAACAGUCCCUUGAUGCAAUUAAGAGCAAACCUGUUGCUACAAGAGGCUACAGCCUAACUUACUUGCAAGAAUUGGCCAACGAUGUAAAACAAAAGGUGUCAGAGUUUGAAUCACAGAGUAGAUAUGCUCUAAAGAAGGAGUUCACAGUUGAUCUCUUGCUGUAUGUAUUUCACAGAGCAGGGAGAUGGCUUUCAGAGACCCACAUGAAAUUCAAAGGGAACAAUGAUGCACACUCUUAUGUAGACAGCAAGAAAAUGCAAUAUUACAACAUUUUCAGAAGCUUCUGCAAAGGAAGCUCAUCUGCUGUUGUGCUUGGACAACUGAUCUGUGACAAGCUGAAGAGUUCCACUGUUGAGGCAGUCUGUAACAAGACUGCCAUUGAUCUCGCUGGAGAGAUGAGGUGCAAUUUCCCAGCAUUCAAUGGGAACAGGUCGAACUUGGAGAAGCAUUUGUUGAAGUCACUCGCAGAGAAAGAGGACUUUGAUGGUUUUAUCACCUACAUCCGUCACCCAAGGAAGCAAGCAGAGACAUAUGUAAGAGAAGAAGUACAGAAAUACAUCUCCAAAGAACGAAGAGGGAAAGCGCUGAAUAUGCUCAAGAAAAAUGUUGACGACAUCAACACGCUUGUUAGUAAAGCUUUAUUUACUGCAACAGAGAAAGUAAAAAAGGGAAAAAAAGGAGGCCCAGACAUGUGGAUGGAGGAAUUUUCCAGUUUGCUAAAAGAUGAGCUAGCAUUCGGCACAGUUUGUUGUCAAAACUUCCGUGACAUAAACAAUUUUGACUUUCUAAAAGAAGAGAUACAGAAAGGUCUAGUGUCCGUCAAACAGGAAAUGAGCAGCCUCUCACUGGAUAAGAUCAAGGAAUUCAGGAUGAAGCCUGAUCAAAUCCUCAUUGAUCAGCUGUGUGACUGCUGCUGGGUAACUUGUCCGUUCUGUGCAGCUGUUUGCACCAACACCAUAAAUGAUCACAAAGAGGACCACAGCGUGUCUUUUCAUCGAUCUGUGGCAGUUAAUGGAAUGCACGUAAAAAACUCUGUGGAUCUGUGUAUUGAGUUCUGCACAACAAGUAUUGCAAGUGAUGGAAGUUUCUACCCUAACAGAGAUUCAGAAGUGCUCAUUCCCUUUAAAAUGUAUCGAACUGCUGGCCCAAAUUUUGCUAACUGGGCAAUUACCCCUGAUGGGUCCAAGCUGGAAUAUUGGAAAUGGUUUGUGAGUCGAUUUGAGAAGAAACUGGAAAACCACUAUGGAUUAAAAUUCCAGGGCAAUGGUCAAAUUCCCAGCGAGUGGAAAACCCACUCUAAAAAACAAGCUAUUCAAAGUUUGGAUAAAUAGUUCAAACUGUGAGUCAGCCAAUACAACCACAACCCUGCUGAAAAUCAUGUUACUUGUUUUCACAUGAUCAUUCAUUACUCAGAUUCCUAUAAAACAACAUUCAUUGACGUUUGAUUAUCUCUCCAUUGACGGGGGAAGUUGCGUGAAUAAUAAAUGUGUCAAUGAAUCAUUACAAACUACACGUGAUUAGACUGGUUCACAGGAAUCAGAUUACUUUAUGCAAACUAACACUUAAAACAAAAGAGUGCACAAGAACAAUAGUAAUACGGAGAAUUUAGUGAGUCAUAAAAACGUUCUCAAAAUAUUUAUAUUAAUUUCAAGUCAAUGACUCAUCUACAAAAUUGGUCUGUGAGGAUUUCUGUAAAUGAAAAUUGUUUUCAUAAAGUAAAAGUUGAGGAAAGAGUUGAGACAUUUUAUCAAUAACUAAUGGAAGACAUAUUUCUUUGUUAACCUGUAUGAUUCAUUUCUUAGAUUUGCAACUGAAAAUCCUGUCAUGAAUAUUGUAUGAUUGUAUGUUUGCAUGGCGUACGUUUUGUUGUGGGAAUUGUUUUGUUGAGAUGCUCAUGUGCUUGUAGCUGCCAAAACAUAAUGAAGAUUUUGCAAAGUGAAGUAGAACCAAAGAGUGACUGUUGUGAAACUGUAAAAGCCUGAAGAAGUAUCAGGUUUUCUGUUUGCCAUGACAACUUCUCAAAGAAUAUUUCAAACAUAACUGGUGAAGGAUGCUUUAUGAUUAUGAAGUAUUUAAAGUGUUAAGUUUUGUUAUUUCUAUCUCAUUUCAACCAAUCGGUUAUUAUAUAUAUAUAUAUAAUUAUGAGUUUUGUUGUUUUUAUUCAAUCUGUGAUUUAGCCAAUAUAACCACAACACUGCUGAAAAUCAUGCUUGUUUUUACAUAAUUAUUCAUUAAUCAAUCAGUAUUUGAAGUGUUAAGUUGUUUUGUUUAUCUCCUUUCAACCAAUCUGUUAUUUCCACACAAGUUUGAGUUUUGUUUUUAUUUAGAAACUUACUGUAUCCUAUUCUGAUAUCCAAGAGUGAUGUAAACAGAUUUAAACAACUUAAGUCAUUGAGAAGAAAUCUGUUGAGUUUAACCUGUCAUGUUACAAUAAAAAUAACUUCUUAAUAUCUACUGAAAUUCCAGGUUUUAGUGUUUAUGAUAAAGUGAUACCUGCCAAA